This is a messenger RNA of Dermatophagoides pteronyssinus (European house dust mite), 2838 nucleotides long. RefSeq lists its product as uncharacterized. Gene Ontology annotation, molecular function: transmembrane signaling receptor activity; extracellular ligand-gated monoatomic ion channel activity. NCBI's taxonomy places the organism in Eukaryota, Metazoa, Arthropoda, Arachnida, Sarcoptiformes, Pyroglyphidae. Gene Ontology annotation, biological process: monoatomic ion transmembrane transport. The record is from RefSeq and is a predicted model, not a curated record. Gene Ontology annotation, cellular component: membrane.
CAACAACAACAAAAAUGGCUGUCCAUCGGUUAUCAAAUUUGUUGAUGAUGAUGACAAUCAUUUUGUAUCUCAUUCCAGUUAAUGUGAUGUGCUUUGUUCAUCAAUCAUCCACACAAACAGACAUUAAAUCAGUGAUGCCUGAAGAACAAUUUACAUCCAUUAUGUUCUCUAAUGAUUUUUGCAAAUUCAUUUUCAAUGUUGUUGAUGAUGAUGAUGAGAAUUCUGUCGACAUUAACGGUGGUGAUGAUGAUAAUGAUGAUAUCAAUGAUCAAAUUGAUCAAACUAGAUCAAAACGAAUGAUACGUUCGAUAUUUGAAAUGAAGGAAAUGCCAUCUACUAUUGUACAUUCGAAUCGUCAUCAUCAUCAUCAUAAUAAUUUACAUUAUCCGCACAUCCAUUCAAUAUCGAAAGAAGAGGAAAGCAACACAUCAUCAUCAUCAUCAAUCAUCAAAUCGAAUCUAAAGAAUCUAACCAGCCAUAGCCUUAUGGAAUCUUUGCCUUUGCCUAAUUCCAAAGAAACAUCAACAUCAUCAUCAUCGAUAAGAACCCGUCGACAAGAUAUUGGUUCAGUUCAGAUUCCUGUUAUAAAUGCAGCACAAAAUCAACAACAACCACAUUAUUUGGAUCAAUCGAGCCAUAUACAAACACAACCAAUAUUGGCUGAUCCAACUGAACCGAUCAAUACAGAUUCUUUAAUACAGGAUCAAACAACAACAACAACAACAACAAACAGUCGAGAACGACGACAAAAAAAACAAAAUAAAAAAUCCAAUAAUCAUAUAAGCUAUAAGAAAAAUCCCUAUCAUUAUUCAUAUUCACCACCAUCGAAUUCACAUCCUGUAUACAUAGGCCUUGAAAUUCUUGAUAUUGAUCAUAUAAACGAUGCUGAAAAUUAUUUUUCAUUACAAUUAUAUCUUUUUGAAAUGUGGGAAGAACCACGUCUGAAUACAACAGCAUUACGAUAUUGGUCAAGAAAAUCUGAACCAAUACCAGUUUUAGAAGCAAAUAUGGCCGAUUGUUUAUGGACACCAUCAUUGAUUUUUGAAGAUUCAACCGAAAAAGAACAUCUUUUACCACCGACCAAUAUAUUACUUGCACAUCCAGAAUAUAAUCGAUCAUUAGUUUUGUUGCGAAAAUCAAGAUAUUCAUUAAAAGUACGUUGUCACAUGAAUCUACAGAUCUAUCCAAUGGAUAAACAUUCAUGUAAUUUUAAGAUUCGAACAUUCACCGAUCCAAUAAGAAAAGUAACGCUCAAAUGGCUAUCAAAUUCGGCUAGUCCGAAACCAGAUCUAUUGGAUGUUAAUCAAAAUGAAGUAAUUUAUUCAACCGAAUUUGCACCAUCAUUAUUUGAUAUUCGUGUACAGCGGCCUGCCGGUUAUUCAACAAUCAAUUGGCUAAAUGAUUAUUAUUCAGUAUUGACCGUUGAAUUUAUAUUCGAACGGCGAAUUAUACAUUCAUUGUUGACAGUUUAUAUACCAUCAUCGUUGAUUGUAACAUUAUCAUGGUUGCAAUUUUGGUUCGAUGUUGAAGCUGUACCGGGUCGUAUGUCAUUGGGUAUUAUGUCAACAUUGACAAUAAUGACACAAAUUCUAACAAAUUAUGAAAAAGCUGGUAAUCAUGUUACGGCUGUAGAUAUUUGGCUAUUUGUCUGUUUGAUUAUGGUAUUUUUAGCAUUGAUGGAAUAUGCAUUAGCUUAUACUAUUUCACAUUAUUAUGAUAAUUUUGAUGAUGAUGAUGAUAAUAAUGAUGGUAAUGAUGAUGAUGGCAGCCAUGUUGAUCAUAACAAUAAUAAUCCAUUUGGUUUUGAUCAUCUUGGACAAUCAGAAUCAUUGAUGAUGGCCAAUACUGGUAUCGAUUCUAUGAUGAGUAGCAAACUUGAUAAACUGAAUAAUAAUCCAAUAACAUCAGCCGCUUCGAAUCCUAUGCAACAUCAGACAUUAUUUCAGGCAGCUAUUUCCAAUAAUAAUAAUAAUCAAGUUUCACCAUUGAAAACUUCUAGUCUUCCGACUGAUCUCUUUUCGAAUGAAUCAGCCAAAGAAACAGAUGCAAAAACAAAUGAUGAAAAUAGACCACCAUCAGCAAUAUCGACUAAUGAUCGUUUUGUACAGGCUCAACAACGUAUACAUAGUGCAUCAAAAGAAUUGGAACAAUUAUUAUGUGAAAAAUUUGCUGAAACACUUGGUAUGGUACAAUCGGCACAACGUUCAAUGUUGGAUGCACAACGUUUACAACAAACAUUAUCAUUGAUUCAACAACAGCAACAAUUGACGGGAAAACAAUCUACAAUUAUUGAUAGCAAUAAUAAUCGUAAUAAUGAAAAUGAAAAUUGUAAAUUUUUACAUCAACGAAAACCAAUGCGACAGUCAUCCAGACCAUUGACAUCAACAACAACAACCGCAACGAAUAAACCACAUCGAUUAUCAAAAUUUCGUCAAUCAUUACGACGACAAAUGUCAAGUCGUAAUUUGAAAGCGGUUAGUUCGGCUCAUCGUAAUCGAAUGGGUGGAUAUGAAACACAACGAUCAAAACUUAGUGAAGUUGAUUAUUGUAGCCGUUAUCUAUUUCCAUUUUCAUUUGUAUUGUUCGCUAUUGGUUAUUGGACUGCAUUAAUUUAUUACAAACUAAUGAGCUGAUCAAUCAAUCAAUCAAAUCAUAAAUUCUUAUUUUAAAAUCUUAAUCGAUUGUGACUUGUGCAAAAAAAAAAAUUAAAGCGCUUAAUCCACCACCAAAGUGACCCAAAUCCUUUUUUUUCCGAAACUCAUUUCAACAUUUUUUUUCAUAUCGUUAUUCAGAAUUCUCUACAUCACUAUUCCUCCUUUCUCUCUAUAAAUAUUCAUG